CUUUCUCAUCCUCCUACCAUACAAAUAGAUAUUUGGAACCAAGUUCCUCCCCUGUUUAUUUGCUACCUCUCUCGCUGUCCCCAUCUCCCCCCUCCCCGUCCCCCUCUCAUUAUAAAUAGAUACUUAAAACCAAGUUCCUCCCCUGUUCAUUUGCGCUCCACCCCCUGAAAAUAAAUAAAAAGUUUUCUGGGUUGCCGGCAGCAGUUAUGGUUAUGAGGCGUGCUGUUGGCAGCUCAAGUUUGAUGAGUAAGUUGCUCAAUCACUCUGCGAGAAGCUCCAGAGGGCUGAACUCAAGUCUUGGGGUUUGCUCUUCGUUUGCAUCAUACUCUGCAAUAGAUUCAGAAAGGAGCGAUGGCGAGUUUGCAAACAUCAACUGGGAUGACCUUGGAUUUCGUGCCAUUCCGACUGACUAUACGUAUGUAAUGAAAUGCUCUCUGGGCGACAAAUUUACAUACGGUAGCCUCAAUCCUUACGGCAAUAUCGAGCUAAGCCCAGCGGCUGGAAUACUAAAUUAUGGACAGGGUGUAUUUGAAGGUUUAAAAGCUUACAGAAGAAGCGACGACCAGGGAUUCUUGCUUUUUCGGCCUGAGGAGAAUGCAGUCAGAAUGCAAAUGGGUGCUGAGAGGAUGUGCAUGCCAUCCCCCAAUGUGAACCAGUUCGUUCAUGCUGUGAAGCAGACCGUGUUAGCCAAUAAGAGAUGGAUACCACCUCAAGGGAAGGGAUCCCUAUAUAUUAGGCCCAUGCUCAUGGGAAGCGGGCCUGCACUUGGCGUGGCACCGGCGCCGGAAUUUACAUUUCUAGUUUAUGCUGCACCAGUGGGAACAUAUUUUAAGGAUGGUUUCGCACCAAUAAACUUACUUGUGCAAGAUGAAAUUCACCGUGCAACUCCUGGAGGGACAGGUGGUGUGAAAGCCAUCAUUAAUUAUGCAGCGGUUUUGAAGGCACAAAUGAUAGCAAAGAAUAGAGGGUUCAAUGAUGCAUUGUACAUUGAUUCACUGAACAAGAAGUACUUAGAGGAGGCUUCUUCUUCAAACAUAUUUAUUGUGAAGGGAAAUGUUAUUUUAACUCCAAUCGCUCAGGGUACGAUACUUCCCGGCAUUACACGUAGAAGCAUCAUUGAACUUGGGCGUGUCUGUGGCUAUCAAGUUGAGGAAAGGCUUGUUGCGAUUGAGGAAAUAAUGGAUGCAGAUGAGGUAUUUUGUACCGGAACAGCUAUAGGUGUUUCUCCUGUUGGCAGUAUUACAUAUCAGGAGCAAAGAUUUGAGUAUAAAACUGGACCAGACACUGUCACUCAGAAGUUGUAUAAAUCCCUCACUGCAAUCCAAACGGGCGUCGUAGAAGACAAGAUGGGAUGGACAGUUAACGUCGAUUGAGAUCCUCAUUUGCUCCUUCUGAAGUUGUAAUGGUCCUCUUCUAAUAAAUGUCAAUUAUCCUCGUUGACGCAGACUAUUUGUUCAUGUAAAGGCUGAUGGAUUAUGGGACUGGAAAAAGGGUGGAGGCAUCACGCAGGUCAACUAUGGUCGUUGACAUGGGUUUAAUAAGAUAUUUAAAAAAAUAAACGCUUGUUCCAGUACUCUCUCAAUGCUGGGUUUUCCUUUUAUCUGUUCCUUUUAUUUCUUGGUCCCGUUCAAAAUGUGUGCAAGCAGUUGAUCCUUUGGAUUCUUGGUGCUUGACUAUUUGCUUGUCAUGAAUGUCUACAUGAUCAGAUUAUAUGUUCUUUUGGUAUGCUUACGCGUGAGCAUUAUAUA
Asparagus officinalis (garden asparagus) is the source of this 1748-nucleotide messenger RNA. RefSeq names its product branched-chain-amino-acid aminotransferase 5, chloroplastic-like. Lineage: Eukaryota; Viridiplantae; Streptophyta; Magnoliopsida; Asparagales; Asparagaceae. The transcript has 11 exons. Gene Ontology annotation, molecular function: branched-chain-amino-acid:2-oxoglutarate transaminase activity. Bases 207 to 1373 code for a protein of 388 amino acids. The record is from RefSeq and is a predicted model, not a curated record. Gene Ontology annotation, biological process: branched-chain amino acid metabolic process.